GAACCGAAUUCAUCCCAGCUGCUGGCUUUCAUGCAUCUACUCAUCGCUGCCUAGUUAGGCACCUUGCUAGCUUUUGUUACAAAAAUGGAUAGAAAAAAUAAUGACUAAUUAUUUUGCUGAUAUCACAGCAAUACUUGAUAGAGGAUGUAGCCUGUUCACACGUUUUGAGUAUUUUUACUAUUAUUGUUACAUUUUUGUCGGGUCCAUUUCGUUAACUGGAAAGUGGAAAAGACAAAGAGAAAGGGCUUUCCAAUAGCUAUAAUGGUUUGGGCCUAAAAAGAAGACAAGAGCAACAUGAACCGUGAAGACCGGAAUGUGCUCCGUAUGAAAGAAAGAGAAAGGAGAAAUCAAGAAAUCCAGCAGGGAGGAGAGGCCUUUCCAGCUCACUCCCCUCUCUUUCCUGAACCUUAUAAAGUUUCCAGCAAAGAAGAUAAACUGUCCAGUCGUAUCCAGAGUAUGCUUGGAAACUACGACGAGAUGAAGGAACCUAUCGGAGACACAAUUCCAAAACUCGGUGGCAAACCCUCAGGCUCAUCCUCCGAGGAGAAGUCGGGCCAGUCUCUAUUUGGGGAGCAGCGAGGCAGUGGCCAGAACAGUAAAUGGACUCCAGUAGGCCCAGCGGCCAGCACCUCGUCCUCCCAGUCCUCCAAGAGAUCCAGCCUCCAGGGCAGCCACAGCGGUAGCAGGAGUAGCCAAAGACACGAGCGGGAACACAAGAAGUCUAGUAAGCAUGGCUCAGAACACUCAAAGUCCCACACGUCCAGCCCAGCCAAGGGCUCCCUGAGCUCCAGUCACUCCCGUUCACUGGGCGCUGAGCACCACGGCAAAGAGCGCUACCGCUCCAAGUCCCCGCGCGAGCGCGAGGCCAACUGGGACUCCCCAUCGCGUGUGCACACAUCCUUCCCCAGCGGCCCGCACUCCAGCCAGGCCUUCCCCCCUUCACUUAUGUCCAAGCCCAGCUCCAUGCUACAGAAGCCCACAGCCUAUGUGCGCCCCAUGGAUGGCCAGGAGACGGUGGAGCCCAAGACCUCGUCAGAGAUGUACAGCGGCCAGUCCCACAGCAGCACCAUGGGGGAGAUGAAGUCUAACGGCAAGGCCUCGCUCUCUAAGCUCAAGAUUCCCUCGCAGCCUGUUGAGGGUCCCAUGACUGGGGAUGCUAAUUGUGUUGAUGAGAUUUUAAAGGAAAUGACUCAGUCCUGGCCCCCUCCUUUGACAGCCAUCCACACCCCCUGUAAAACGGAGCCUUCAAAGUUUUCAUUCCCUUCCAAGGACACCCAGCAUGCAAGUUUUCCAGGCACACACAAGAGACAAACCAAAACGUUGAGCAGCCACCAGUCCAAGGCAGCACCAUGCGACGCGGAUCAGGCCAAUAAUGUUCUGCUGGAGGAUGACCUGAAGCUCAGCAGUGAUGAGGACAGUGAUGGAGAACAUGACUCGGCCAAAAACGCUUCCAGAAACGCAUCGGCAAGUAACAACAGUAAUAACAGCGAAGGAGCAGAGCACUCGCGGGACGACUCGAGCAGUCACAGUGGCUCAGAGAGCAGCUCUGGGUCAGACAGUGAGAGCGAGAGCAGUUCCACGGACAGCGAGGCCAAUGAGCCACCUCGCCCUGCAUCACCAGAGCCUGAACCAGCCACCGCCAAUAAAUGGCAGUUGGACAACUGGUUCAAGAAAGCUAAGCAGUUCUCUCCGGCUUCCCCAGUGGACAAUAAUGUACCCACCAAGUACAAAAAGGAGGGGCGGGACCAGAGCUCAGGCCGGGGAUACAGCGGGCAGGGAGGGUCUAAGGACUCAGGGGUGCCCACACCUAGCAGAGACCUAAGAGCAGCACAGAAGGGUUCCGAGAGCGGCCGUGGCCGGCAGAAAUCCCCGGCUCAGAGCGAGGGUGGCGCAGGCCAGCGCAGGACGGUGGGUAAAAAACAGCCCAAAAAGUCUGAGAAGCCCCCUGUGGUGGAGGAGCCUAAAGGGGGGCUAAGGGUGGAGAGUGAACCUGCUCCAGAGAUCCCUCCCCAUCGGCCCAAAGCCGCCACUAAAGGCUCCCGCAAACCCAACAUCAAGAAGGAGCCCAAGUCCUCACCCAGACCGGCUGUUGACAAGCGCAAGAGCAAGGCGCCCAUCAAGAAGUCCAGGAAGUUUGUGGACACGGACUCUUCCUCCUCAGAAUCAGAGGAGAACGACAGCAUUCCCUCGUUGUCGCAGACGCCCAAGUACACAGAGAGCAUCAGGACUCCAGUGUGUGUGUUCUCGCCUAUGGAAGAGAAAGAGCUGCUCUCUCCUCUCAGCGACCCAGACGACCGCUUCCCCGUCAGGCAGCAGCAGGGGCUCAUGGUGAAGAUUGACCUGACCCUGCUCUCCCGUGUCCCUGGACGGCCUUACAAAGACCUAGUAGAGCCCAAAGUAGAGAGGGACUGCUCCGUGGACAGAGACAGCAAGGACUUCCAGAAGCUACCCUCUGAGAGGAUCUCCAGUAAGGGCAAGAGGAAACACAAGAAUGAAGACGAGAACACCAAGUCUGAUAGCAAGAAGUCCAGACUUGAAGACAAAUCCUCAUCUCACCACAAGACCAGCAGCAAAGAGUCUAAGAGGGUCAUGGACGCCAAGGUGAAGGAGGAGCCGGUGCCCUCUCCCUCCAUAUCAGGGUCAGGAGGGCUGCAGAGGACGCCCAAGGCAGAGCAUCAGAGCCGCAAGCGGACGGUCAGCCAGUCAUCCACCUCCCUGUCCAGCGGGGCCAGCAGCGGCAAGGAGGGAGGCCACAGCACCAAGAGCAGCUCCACUUCCAAACACACAAAAGGCGGGGACAAGCAGGCCAAGAGCACCCGGGAGGGAAAGGAGAAAUCCUCAAAGGGCUCUGAUAACCAAGUUGCUGUGCCACCACUCUCCUCGGACGGCUCAAAGUCCCUGAGGUCAAAAUUGGUGUUUGAGGACAGGAUUCACUCUGCCGAUCACUACUUACAAGAGGCCAAGAAACUGAAACACAACGCAGAUGCUCUGAUGGACCGGUUUGAGAAGGCUGUGUACUACCUGGAUGCUGUGGUGUCCUUUAUCGAGUGUGGAAAUGCACUGGAGAAGAGUGCCCAGGAGGCUAAGUCCCCCUUCCCCAUGUAUGCCGAGACCGUGGAGCUCAUCAAGUACACUAUGAAGUUAAAGAGCUACAUGGCCCCAGACGCUACGUCAGCAGACAAACGGCUAGCUGUGUUGUGCUUGCGUUGCCAGUCCCUCCUCUACCUGCGACUGUUCAAGCUGAGAAAAGAGAGUGCACUGAAAUACUCUAAAACACUCACAGAGCAUCUGAAGAAUUCCUUGAGCAACACCCAAGCUCCCUCUCCUGGAAUGGGAAGUAAAGCGGCAGGCAUGCCCUCGCCAGUCUCUCCCAAGCUGUCCCCAGGUAGUGCUGGUAGCUACUCGUCAGGCACAUCCAGCGGCAGCUCCUCUGUAACAAUCCCCCAGCGCAUCCACCAGAUGGCUGCCAGCUACGUCCAGGUCACCUCCAACUUCCUGUUCGCCACUGAGGUGUGGGACCAAGCAGAGCAGCUGUCUAAAGAGCAGAAAGAGUUCUUUGCGGAGUUGGACAAGGUGAUGGGCCCUUUGAUCUUCAACACCAGCAGCAUGACUGAACUGGUGCGCUUCACGCGGCAGGGCCUACACUGGCUACGGCUGGACGCUAAGCUCAUUCCCUGAAGGACACUACACUCCACACACACACCGUCCACCCCACCGCAACGCACCGCUGCCCCUCCAUGCACAUGUGAACUUAUCUGCCUCAGACAUAUCUAUAACACUGUGUCCAUUUUCUACACCAGCUUGCCAAAAACACUGAGCGAUAUGGAGCAUCUUUGCACCUACGACUGUCCGACACGGAGGAGGAUUCCAACUGCCCAGAUCUAUUGGUACAUUCUAGCUAUAUCCACUAUCAGCGUUUUCCUUUGUCAUAUCUUUGGAUUGUGCAAAGGCUAGCCAUUUUUCUAUUUGGCCCAAUGCCUUUGUUGAAUUAUUGUAUAUGAAACACACUAAAUACAUUUUAUUCUAUAGGCUAUAAGCACAUUAUUCACAUUUGGCUUUUAAUGUGUUAUUAUUUUUACCAAAGUACCUCCCUCAAACCAAAGGUGCUUUAAAACUAAGGUCUGUCUCUUAUCUUUUUUGUGCCUUGUAUCAGAUAUACAGGGAACUAGAAUAUACCAUACGUUGAAAUGUAGAUCCAGCCAGAUAUUUUAAAUAAUAAUUUUAAGCUUCCAAACAUGAUUUUGGAAUAGUACUGGACUCAAGCUGUGAUCAGUGGGUUGAAGGCUGCACUGAUGGUGUGUAAAGUGACGAGAGCUUGGUUUGCCUGACAGAUAUCCCUAACACAUACACACAUUACUCUAACAGUUGCCAUUGAAGAAGAGGUAGCUUGCGGCUGACCAUAUUGGUGUUAGCCUGUGAUACACCAUUCAAUUGAUUUUGUUUAAGUUACUUUCAUCGUUCUGAAGCACCACAAUAUAUUUCUUAUCUGUCAAUGAGUUCUUCCUAUGAAUUGCCCUGCGAGAUGUUCAUUUCUAAACAAGGUGUUAUUGUUCCUUUUAUUCCUUAUAGAUCUGUACUGGAAAGGGUUGCUGUUAGUGUAUUUUUUUAAGGCACAGCAGGGUGUGGUUGUUAUGGCAAAUGUUAUCCUUGGAACACAGUGUAAUUAUUUGUAUAGUUUCUGCAAAAGUUGCCCAGUGAAAGCAGGAAGUUAGUGCAAGGAAUGACAAAUGCACUCUCAUUUUAAGACCACAAUUAACAAUUCCUCUAAUAAUUGAUGUAGCAUACACUUUGGUGGUGCUCAUUAGCCAUACACAGAUUACAUGAGUGUUAUAUUUCAGUCGAAAAAUACAUGGCCAAUAUAGAUUUUAUUUAUGUACCAAGCAGUUGCUCUGUUCAAAGUGCUGUUCAAACUUUCAGAUUAAAAUGAUUGAAAACGGGGUUGAAAGAGCUAUGAGAUGCAAAGUAUUUCUAUUGUAUAUGAAAAUUUAAUAUUUAAAUGUUUAAAGGUGAUUACUGGGUUCUCUACAUAGUAUAAUAGUAAUUUGUGUACUACAAAACUUAAGUAAUCUAUGGUCUAUAUAUUUAUGGUACAGGUUAUAUAAUAUAACAAAUUGCGCUAAUGUAGUGGUAAACUGGCCUAAUGUAGUGGUAAACUGGCCUAAUAUUUACUUGUUCUUCUGUUAUUUUGUAUUGUCAGCAAGGCAAAUGUGGACAUAAGUGAUUUUGAACAGGAAAAUGUACUUAAUUCAUAAGUGGUAUUGUAUUGUGAAGGACUUUUCUUAUUAGCCCACUUACAGAAUACAAAUGCUGGAAACACUAGUACCUUUUCCCCCU
This is a messenger RNA of Oncorhynchus gorbuscha (pink salmon), 5334 nucleotides long. RefSeq names its product AF4/FMR2 family member 4-like. The coding region runs from base 295 to 3678 and encodes 1127 amino acids. The record is from RefSeq and is a predicted model, not a curated record. Lineage: Eukaryota; Metazoa; Chordata; Actinopteri; Salmoniformes; Salmonidae. Gene Ontology annotation, cellular component: super elongation complex; nucleus. The transcript is spliced from 20 exons. Gene Ontology annotation, biological process: regulation of gene expression.